Messenger RNA from Sitophilus oryzae (rice weevil), 1252 nucleotides. RefSeq names its product AP-2 complex subunit sigma (gene AP-2sigma). Gene Ontology annotation, cellular component: intracellular membrane-bounded organelle; AP-2 adaptor complex; membrane coat. The transcript is spliced from 3 exons. Gene Ontology annotation, biological process: clathrin-dependent endocytosis; intracellular protein transport. The coding region runs from base 119 to 547 and encodes 142 amino acids. The record is from RefSeq and is a predicted model, not a curated record. Gene Ontology annotation, molecular function: clathrin-cargo adaptor activity. NCBI's taxonomy places the organism in Eukaryota, Metazoa, Arthropoda, Insecta, Coleoptera, Curculionidae.
ACUCCGUAGACGUGACAUUUAACUUGGUAAAUUGAAAAUUAAAGAUUUUUUUAAAUCAGCUAAUUUCUUUAAAUAUUAAUUAUAGAAAAUAAAACAUAGAUAUUUUUUGUUACUUACAAUGAUUCGUUUUAUCUUGAUUCAAAAUAGAGCAGGAAAAACACGUCUAGCUAAAUGGUACAUGAAUUUUGAUGACGACGAGAAACAAAAAUUAAUUGAGGAGGUACAUGCAGUUGUUACAGUUCGUGAUGCCAAGCAUACUAAUUUUGUUGAGUUUCGCAACUUUAAAAUAGUGUACCGGAGGUAUGCAGGACUGUACUUUUGUAUCUGUGUAGAUGUAAAUGAUAACAAUUUGUGUUAUUUGGAAGCUAUUCACAAUUUUGUCGAAGUUCUCAAUGAAUACUUUCACAAUGUCUGUGAACUAGACCUGGUUUUCAACUUUUACAAAGUAUACACAGUAGUAGAUGAAAUGUUUUUAGCUGGUGAGAUUAGGGAGACUUCACAAACAAAAGUUCUUAAGCAACUUUUAAUGUUAAAUUCACUAGAAUAAUAUUGUCUAUUAAUGUUCCAGUGAUGUAAGUAAUAUCAUCUUUUUUUAUAAUUACUCCAUUUUUAAACCAUAUGGUUAAAAAUAUGUUUUACUUUUAUCAAUUCAGAUCUUUUAAAGCAAAUAUUAAAAGUUCUGUCUGAUUUGAUCAUGAUUGCUAUAUUUCUAUGAAGUUCAUUUAGGAAUAAGAAAAUAGUAUGUAAAGUGUAUAAAAGUGGUUUGUUAAUCUAAAUUAUCAGCAAUUAUCCCCAAUACGUAUAGCACAUCUCUUAUAGCUAUAUUCUGUAUACCUAUUGUUUGUAAUUAAAUUAUAUAUUAAUUAUAUAUUACAGAUUGUAAGUAGAUAUAUGAUUUGAUAAUUAAAUUGCUUGUAAUUGGUCAAGUGGAAUUUAAUGAACACAUAUUAACUUAUUUUUAAUUAUAUUUUAUAUUCUCUGAAAGUAAAAUGACACCAAAAAUAUUUAUUGUAAAAAUUAUAUUUGAAAGAAAGUGUUAAUAUCUAUAGAUGAAUAGUCUUCUUUAAUGUUAAGACUAGGAAUACUCAAAUUUAGAAGUGUAUAUUGUAGUUUUUAUUUUGUUUAUUUUUUUAAUUGUGCUAAAGUAUAUAUAGAUGGACAUUCCUGAUAUUUGUGCGUUUGAUGGUAUGAUUUGAGUAGAUUGUGUAAUUUUUUUAUUAACUGUUAAAAUAAAAAUAAUCAGUUUGUUGUA